UCUACGGUGUCAAAAACAUUUUCCUUCCUUUGUCCUUCGUAUAAUUGGUCCACCGAACAGACAGCUGACGAUCGUGGGAUUGCCCACACUAUGCCUCCUCUCAUCAAGAAAAAAAAGAAAUCGAUGCGCGAAUCGAAGAAGUUAAAGAAGAGGACAAAGCUAACUGUAGUUCGGCCGGAUUGUAAAGCCACCGACUCCGAUUGGUGGGACAGUUUCCGGCACAACAACUCUCCGACCUCAGGGUCGACAAUACCUUCUGACGAGGAAGAAGGAUUCAAAUAUUUCUUUCGGGUAUCAAUGAAAACAUUUGAUUACAUAUGCUCGCUUGUCAGAGAGGAUCUUGUUUCAAGACCGCCUUCUGGUCUCAUAAACAUCGAGGGAAGGCUUCUUAGUGUUGAGAAACAGGUUGCAAUUGCCUUGAGAAGGUUGGCAUCUGGAGAAUCCCAAGUUUCAGUGGGAGCUUCUUUUGGAGUUGGGCAGUCCACAGUGUCUCAGGUAACUUGGCGAUUCAUUGAAGCACUGGAAGAACGUGCCAAGCACCACCUCAGGUGGCCCGAUUCAAAUAGGAUGGAGGAAAUCAAGGCAAAAUUUGAGGCAUCUUUUGGAUUGCCCAAUUGUUGUGGAGCCAUAGAUGCAACCCACGUUGUCAUGACCCUUCCAGCAGUUGAAACUUCAGAUGAUUGGUGUGACCAGGAGAAUAACUACAGCAUGUUUUUACAGGGGAUUGUCGAUGAUGAAUUAAGAUUUCUUGAUAUUGUCACAGGUUGGCCUGGGGGUAUGCCAAUUUAUAGGUUAUUGAAGUGUUCGGGAUUCUACAAACUCUGUGAUGGUGGUCAUCGCUUGAAUGGAGAUGCAAGAACAAAUGCUGAAGGAGCAAGGAUCAGAGAAUUUAUUGUGGGUGGAGCUGGUUACUCUCUUCUUCCAUGGCUGAUAACACCUUAUGAAAGUGAUGAAAUCUCAGCUGCAGCAUCUGAUUUCAACAUGGCACAUGAAGCUGCUAGGGCUCUUGCAGUGAAAGCAUUUUCUCAGUUGAAGGGCAGUUGGAGAAUCCUUAAUAAGGUUAUGUGGAGGCCAGAUAAACAGAAAUUGCCGAGUAUUAUCUUGGUCUGCUGUUUACUUCACAACAUAAUUGUUGAUAAUGGAGAUAAUUUGCGGCCAGAUGUUGCUUUGUCUGGCUAUCAUGACUUGGGCUAUCUUCAGCAGUGCUGUAAGCAUACUGAUCCACUGGGAAGAACCAUGAGGGACAACUUGGCUAAACACUUGCAGCUUACUAAACAGAAAGUUCUGCCCAAUUACUUGAUGUCUGCCCAACUCCAAAGCUAAUUUUUGUUGUAAUGAUGCAGCUCCGUUUUAACUUGAAGCAUCCUUCAUCAGGUGUGAUAUUUGUCACAUUUUAUGAAUCCAAGUAUAUCAAUUUUGGUUUCCA
This is a messenger RNA of Diospyros lotus (date-plum), 1426 nucleotides long. Its product is annotated as protein ANTAGONIST OF LIKE HETEROCHROMATIN PROTEIN 1. Gene Ontology annotation, cellular component: PRC1 complex; ESC/E(Z) complex. Gene Ontology annotation, molecular function: chromatin binding. Lineage: Eukaryota; Viridiplantae; Streptophyta; Magnoliopsida; Ericales; Ebenaceae. Bases 91 to 1323 code for a protein of 410 amino acids. The transcript has 2 exons. The record is from RefSeq and is a predicted model, not a curated record.